AUGGCCGAGCAGUUGGUUUUGAGAGGCACCCUUGAGGGCCACAGCGGCUGGGUUACCAGCCUGGCUACUUCCAUGGAGAACCCCAACAUGCUCCUGUCCGCUAGCCGUGACAAGACUUUGAUCAUCUGGAACCUCACCCGCGACGAGACUUCCUACGGUUACCCCAAGAGAAGCCUCAAGGGUCACUCUCACAUCGUCUCUGACUGCGUCAUCUCAUCUGACGGUGCCUACGCUCUGUCUGCCUCGUGGGACAAGACUCUCCGCCUCUGGGAGCUUUCCACUGGCCAGACCACCCGCCGCUUUGUCGGCCACACCAACGACGUUCUGUCCGUUUCCUUCUCUGCAGACAACCGUCAGAUCGUCUCUGGCUCCCGUGACCGGACAAUCAAGCUCUGGAACACCCUCGGUGACUGCAAGUUCACCAUCACCGACAAGGGCCACACCGACUGGGUCUCCUGCGUGAGAUUCAGCCCCAACCCCCAGAACCCCGUCAUUGUCUCCUCUGGCUGGGACAAGCUCGUCAAGGUUUGGGAGCUUGCCUCUUGCCGCAUCCAGACUGACCACAUUGGUCACACCGGUUAUAUUAACACCGUCACCAUUUCCCCCGACGGCUCCCUCUGCGCCUCUGGUGGCAAGGACGGCACCACCAUGCUCUGGGACCUUAACGAGUCCAAGCACCUUUACUCUCUCAACGCUGGUGACGAGAUCCACGCCCUCGUCUUCUCUCCCAACCGCUACUGGCUCUGCGCUGCUACUGCCAGCAGCAUCAUCAUCUUCGACCUUGAGAAGAAGAGCAAGGUCGACGAGCUCAAGCCCGAGUACGUCUCCGUCGGCAAGAAGAGCCGGGAGCCCGAGUGUGUCAGCUUGGCCUGGUCCGCUGAUGGCCAGACUCUCUUCGCUGGUUACACUGACAACCUCAUCCGUGCCUGGGGUGUUAUGUCCAGAGCAUAA
This is a messenger RNA of Xylona heveae TC161, 951 nucleotides long. RefSeq names its product cross-pathway control WD-repeat-containing protein. Lineage: Eukaryota; Fungi; Ascomycota; Xylonomycetes; Xylonales; Xylonaceae. The transcript is spliced from 4 exons. The coding region runs from base 1 to 951 and encodes 316 amino acids. Gene Ontology annotation, molecular function: ribosome binding; translation regulator activity; protein kinase C binding. Gene Ontology annotation, biological process: positive regulation of protein phosphorylation; rescue of stalled cytosolic ribosome. Gene Ontology annotation, cellular component: cytosol; nucleus. The record is from RefSeq and is a predicted model, not a curated record.